Cherax quadricarinatus is the source of this 5470-nucleotide messenger RNA. RefSeq lists its product as uncharacterized. The record is from RefSeq and is a predicted model, not a curated record. NCBI's taxonomy places the organism in Eukaryota, Metazoa, Arthropoda, Malacostraca, Decapoda, Parastacidae. Gene Ontology annotation, biological process: positive regulation of cyclin-dependent protein serine/threonine kinase activity. Gene Ontology annotation, molecular function: protein kinase binding.
GUCGUCCACUGACCAGGUGUGUGUGUCACUUGCGUCUUUCAUGGAGUUUUUAUCACAUUUCAUGGAGUUUUUACACAUUUUAUUGUACAUAACUCUAGUGCUGCAGUGAUGAGGGUGAACGCUGUUUACAUUCGUCAUCGUCAGGAACGGCAUCCAUUCGGCGCUCUCGCGGUCGCCCCAUCUGAAGCACACACAAAUGGCACAGAAGCAGUACCAUGUAACAAUACGGCAAGCAGCGAGAAGACUGGUGAGGAAGAGUCUGCAUGCAAGGUGCCUCGCUUGGAGAAGACGGCUGAGUCUGCAUGCAAGGUGCCUCGCUUGGAGAAGACGGCUGAGUCUGCGCGCAAGGUGCCUCGCUUGGAGAAAACCGCUGAGUCUGCAUGCAAGGUGCCUCGCUUGGAGAAGACCGCUGAGUCUGCAUGCAAGGUGCCUCACUUGGAGAAGACAGCUGUCCAGCCCCUGCAAACGACAGCAGCAGUAUUGGGUAUGGCUUCCAUCCGCUCUACAAGAACAAUUAUUAAAGAAGUUUUCAAUAUCUUCAGAGGCAAAGUAGCCAACCAAAACCCACAGUCUGUCCCUGUAACACCAUCACAACUCUCAGAACCUUUGUCUCUUCCUGUGCAUAAGCUUUUCCUACGUAGUCAAGAUCCAAAGUUGUUCCCGACUCCUAGUGGAGUAUUAGAUAACAAAGAAAAUAUUCCUCCAGUAGAUGCCAACAUAUCUACGGCAGUUUCCUUACUGGAGAAGUUCCGAAAGGAGGCCAUCUUUAAGCAACUCUCAACCCUCCCAAGUCAGACUGAUCCAGGAUUAAGACUAAGAAAUGCCAGCACCAUACAAAAUUCCAUGCAUGGGAAAGGGAAAGCUGGGAGCAGCAGCAAGCACAGCUGUACCAACACUAGCCAGGAGGGAACACCUAAUGAAAGAAACAAACCUACAAAAAACACAACUCUUAGACGCAGUCGUCGAAAAGAAAACACUUCUGGCAAUGUAUUAGUCUCAAAGAAGCACUUGAGUUGUUUUUUUCAACUUGUUGAGGACCCAGUUGUAAGAAAGUUUUUAAAAGUCGACAUUUGCCGCCGCUAUGCUGACAAGUACCUGUUGGCUAUGGUCUUCACCUACUUUGUACGUGCUGGUCUAAAAUGUCAUCAGUAUUCAAAGGAGAACUUCUUUGCUGCAUUAUACCUUGCCCAUGAUAUGGAGGAAGAUGAAGAGGAGUUAAAGUAUGAAGUGUUUCCCUGGGCACUUGGACACAGGUGGCGUAAGACUUACCCGUCACUUUUACGGAAACGGGAUGAUAUCUUCUGGGCUAUUGACUGUCGAGCAGUUGUUUCCAAGAGGUGUUGUGACCAGGUGAUGGAAAUGCAGCCAGAUCACUGGAUGUGGGAGCGUGAAAGGCCAAUCUACCAUGGAGGUGCACACCGAGAGCAUCUCAGGCACCCUGUUGAUAAUGGUCAUCCUCGAGGUCCUGAUAAAUCACCUCUACAGUGUCAAAAGUGUCUGGAACGUGAAUGUGUUGAUUCUGAAAAUUCGUAUCUCCUCUAUUUGUCUGACACUGAUACUAGUAUAGAGUCAACAUGUUUAGCUGAUGGCAAGACAGUGGAGCACAAGGAGAGAGAUUCUGGGUUUGAGACAUUCCUGUGCCAGCCAUCUGACACAAGCAUUAACUCUCCUCAAGGUUCUGUAAACCAUGACAAAAUGGAUAUUCCAACAGAUAGGUUAAAUGAUAAUGGACAGGAUGAUACAAAAGCAGCUAAUUACACAGGCACCGUCCAAUGUUUUACAAACAACUGUGAGUCUUCUUCAGCUUGUGAUGUUUCAGGAAAUGGAAAUGUUAAAUUAUCUAAAGAAGAUGAUAUUGAGGACCAUGAAGCUCCAGUCUCACAAGCUGACACAAUAUUUACUUCACAAAUAUUAUCACAGUAACCCAAGAUUUUUUCACCCAACUUCUAUAAUUGAUAAUGGUAAAUAGGAAUUUUCUCUUUCCUUCAAUAUUGCUUACUGGAAAUGUUCUUUGACAUUGACAUAUUUGUUUAUUUUUAUAUGCAGUGCAGUACAUAUAUUUUUAAUGACUACAAAAACAAUAAUGCAUUUAGUUUACCAGGCUAAAAUAUAUAGACGUCAUUAAUUUAUAUGAGGCAUGGUGGAUAGUAAUGGUUAACUCAACAUCAUAGCUAUUGUAAAAACUGCCUUAAAAUGCUAUUUAUGUGAAAAAAUGUAAUAAAAACUUAAAUUAUUUUUCUCUUGCAAUUUGUAUCUGCAUGGCUAGUGCAAUUUUUGUUAAAUUCAGACAUGAAGUUCACCCUUACUGUCUUCAAUGCCUCGUAUGUAGCCACAGUUUUCAUAAAGAUAUGUUUGUUACAUUGGAAGGAUAUUAUUUUCCCAGUAUGUUUAUUAUUUUUAAUUCAUGCUAAGUGCUAAACUCAAGUGGAUCAUUCAGUGCAAGACAUGGUGGAAACUUGAUCCUCCAUCUGCUGAGUGCAAGACAAGGUGUGCUUCUUAUUUGUACUUGCCUAGAUGUCUUACCCAGUAUGUAAAUGUUGUACUUUAUUCACAAAGAAAGCACAUACAAUGUGUGUACAUAUAAGGUUUCAGUCAGUGUAGUAUUAUCUUGUAUAUGUUCACUGUAAAUUUGAUUACAAGUAGUUCUUUUACAAAUUUAGUGUAUAACUUAACAAGAGUGUGCAAUUUAGGAAUUACAGUAUAUACAGUAGAUAAAUUGUGUAUUAAGAUAAAUUAUUUUUGAAAAAAUUGUACUAUUAAAUUUUACUGUAUAUACAUUAGUACAUGUCUUGAAAUAUAUAGCAUUAUUAUAUCUAGGGAAAAGUGUUAAGCCUGUAGGUGUCACAUCUCUUGGAAAUAGGAGGCAGUCAGGUUUUAUCCAAAUGGGAGAAUAGGUCCAGUUCCUUGGAUCAAGGCACCUCUCUCUUAAGGGGUUCAAAAUCUUAAAUUCCACCAGAUAUGUGUUCCAAAAAAUGAGCUUCAUACAGUAGUAUACAUGAUUUUAUUAUGUAACCCUGUGUAACUUCCCUUUAGAAAAACCUUUCACGAAAGUAUAAUAUACAGUGGACCCCCGGUUUACGAUAUUAUUUCAUUCCAGAAGUAUGUUCAGGUGCCAUUACUGAACGAAUUUGUUCCCAUAAGGAAUAUUGUGAAUUAGAUUAGUCCAUUUCAGACCCCCAAACAUGCACGUACAAACGCACUUACAUAAAUACACUUACAUAAUUGGUCGCAUUGGGAGCUGAUCGUAAACCGGGGGUCCACUGUAUAUUAUAUAGUAUAGAAGAGUAUAUAGAAAUUAAAGAACUGUAAUAUAAUAAUAUUUACGUUUGAGUCUUACUGUGUACAGUGGAACCUCGGUACUCGGACUUAAAUUCAUUCCAGAAGACUAUUCAAAUAUUGAACGAAUUCUUCCCAACCAUUUUCUUUUUUGUUUGCUGUUAUCACAAAUCUUCGUAGGCCCCAUGGUGACUUUAUGCAAAUAAUAAAAAAAAAAAAAAAAAAAUAUGCUAUGAAACAUGAAAUAGUUUACAGCGAAGCUCUGGCAGGUCAUGUUUGUUUGGUCCAGUCCCGAGUUUUGUUCGAGUAGGGAGCUAGUUGAGUACCUAGGUUCCACCAUACUUAUUGUUACAUUAUUUUUAAUGUAAUUCAUUAUUUUCUGCUUCCAUUAUUAUUUUUACUAUACAUACUUGUAUUAUUAUUAUUAUUAGCAUUAUUAAUUAUUAUUACAUUCACAACAAAGCACUAAAUGCAUAUGGGCUAUACAGUGCUAAGUUUUACUUCAAAGAAAAAUUAAAAAUAUAUACAGUGGACCCCCGCAUAACGAUCACCUCCCAAUGCGACCAAUUAUGUAAGUGUAUUUAUGUAAGUGCGUUUGUACAUGUAUGUUUGGGGGUCUGAAAUGGAUUAAUCUACUUCUCAAUAUUCCUUAUGGGAACAAAUUCGGUCAGUACUGGCACCUGAACAUACUUCUGGAAUGAAAAAAUAUCGUUAACCGGGGGUCCACUGUAUAUAAUUUUCAAAAGAUUAGAUUUAUUGUGGAUCUUUGUCAUUGUGUUUCGUAUGAGAGGCUGAGUGAAUGAAAACUGUCUGACAAAUCAGCUUACUGUGUUUAAUGAUGAAAUAUUUCUUGAAAUAUUAUAUGUAUUGUGUUAUGUAUACCAAUUUAUAAUUUUCUUGUGCAAUAUUAUUGACUAGUUAUGGUUCUUGCAUACAGCUGUAUGUAUACCCUGUGCAAUAAAGGAAUAGGAGAUUGAGUCAGUGAAACAUUUUCUGCUGUUGGAUCAUGAAAGAGGACUACAUUUGAAAUUAUCAUUUCUAGUUUUGCCUUAUACCUCCCUCCCCCCCAAUAAGAUUUAAUGUUUUGUUAAUGCCCACAGCAACCUCACUAGCAUUCCCUGCUGGUCUUUACACUUGUGAUACAUAGACUUAAGGCAUGGUACUCAUCAAGAGAUUUCUUGGUGUGAAGGGCUCUUGAUCCAAGGAUUUGAAACUGUCCUGUUCCUUGGAUCAAAUCUAAUUGCUUCCAUUUCCCAGAUAGGACAAGUUCACUUAACAAGUUAGUUAUCACCCAGCUCUUGCCCUGUUAAUGCCUAACUUUUUGUGAUGGAUUAUUUUCUUGAUGGCUCUACCCCACACCAGUUUUGCAGAUACAGUAUUUGUGCCUGUAUUCACUUGAUAUUCCUCGCCUCCUCCUGAGGAUAACAAUUUAGCAUGCAUUAUCCAUCCAACUUGUAGCACAGAUGGUCCUCAUGUUAAAUGUCUACCAUCUGACACUGACUCUUCUGGAGAGAGCCCUCUGCUAGCCCCUUUUGGGGUAGCUCCUUGUCCAUGCCUCUGGGCCCAUUCCUCAUGUACAUACUAUGUUACCUUUUUGCCUUGCACACCUAGAUAUUUUAUUUAGGGGAAGCGCUCAACAAAUAUAUGUCAUAAUGCCUGGGAAAAUGGGAGGCAGUUGCAUUCGAUCCAAGAAAUGGAUGGACAUGUUCAAUUACACCAAGAGCCCCUUCUCAGCAUCAAGUAUCCUUUCUUGAGGGGACCUAGAUAUAAAGUUUAGCAAUUUCUUUGGUUUAAAUUGCUAGUAUAUAUACUAAUGUUUGCUGAAUCGAGAAAUAUCAUAGAAACUACCAAGCUAAUGGGAGACUUGUGUAUUGUGUUGAAUCUGCAAAGAAUUGACAUUUGAUUCAAAUCACACCCAGUGAUGCUCCUAGACAAACACAGCCUUAAGUGAUGAAUGACACUAAUGAUUCGUGGUAAUCACUAACCCAGAAGGGUCAUUCACUGCUACUUUGCAGAGGUGAGAGAUGGUGAAGAAAAAGUAGUUGAGGUAAGGACAGAGGUGUCAAAGUUCAUGUAGUUAAUUAAAAUCACUUAUGAAAUGGGUACAUUUGUAAAUUACUUUUGUUGAAUAAGGCUUCACCAAUGUUUAUCCUUGUACAAACUCUUGUAGUUUAAGUAUAUAUUUUCAUACAAA